Molecule: messenger RNA, 1101 nt
Organism: Cuscuta campestris
Lineage: Eukaryota; Viridiplantae; Streptophyta; Magnoliopsida; Solanales; Convolvulaceae
Source: the annotation of a GenBank genome assembly
GGUACACAUGAUUUAUUUCCUGAUUUAUAUUUUAUGUUUAAGAAUUGAUCAACAAAGAGUAUAUGCUAAGUUUCAUAAAAUUAGUUUGGUGGAAGAAUGUGAUAUAGACUGAUUUCAUUGUCCCACACCGGUUAAAUGGGGGACUUGGUGAUGGCUUUAUAUGGCCAAAGAUUCUCCUACCUGAACAGAUAGCUUUUAGGGUGUGGCUCUCCCUUGUGCUGUAUCAUUUGGUAUCAGAGCCCGAUCUAAUGGAAACCCGCAACAAGGCUCAACAUGAUAAGACUCAAGAGGUUAGUGACACCCUCGUCCCACAUGGAAUCCAAUUAAACCACCUCACUAGAAGUAACCAACAAUUAACUGCUGCCGUCCAAACACUUCUCGAGAAAAUGCAGUCCCUUGAAACCUCCAUUAACACGACCCGUUCCAACGACUCGACCGGGUCAUCCACUCAUCACCGCACAUCGCCGUUCACUCAUGACGGCAAUAGUAAACCUCAAACCAAACUGUUUUUUCCCAAGUUUACCAGAGAUGAUCCGAUUGGAUGGCUUUACUUAUCCGAAAAAUACUUCGAGUUCGCCAAAAUUCCUACUGACCAACAAGUCUCCUUAGCCUCAUUUCACAUGGAGGGCAUCGCCCUACAGUGGUACAGGUGGUAUACAAAGUUCAAAGGACCACUCACCUGGAGAGAACUCACCCAAGCGGUUUUGCAGCGCUUCGGCCCGACCGGCUCCUCCGCACGUUCAACCUCGUCCAACCCUGGACUCUUGGGCCCUCAUCCGAAUGCACCAUCAGCAGCCAGGCUGCCCCCUCUCAAAAUCCAGUCAAACGCAUCAUUAGUACACAAGCCAAGGAGCGACGAGACAAGGGUCUUUGUUACUAUUGUGACGAGAAGUUCUUCCCAGGUCAUCGAUGCUCCAAACCUCAAUUGUUUAUGAUUUGUGAGGCCGCAGUUGAAGAAUCAAUAGAACCCGCAGAUCAGGUUGCUGAAAUCGUAACCCCAAAAUAACGUGCAUGAAGUUUCAUUCCAUGCAAUAACAGGAGUAGAAUUCCUUUUGUGUUUUGGUCUUUUUCCUCUUCUAUAAAUAAAGGAGAAACCCCUUG